AUGCCGCGAGAGGUGGGCGGCGUCGAGGUCGCGCCCGAGGAGACGCUCCACGAUUUCGCGACCGGGUCCGUGUGCGACUGGUGCGCGGAGCGAUGCGAGGGCAACGACGAGCUGAACGCGCUGUCGUGCACGUUCGCGGAGUGUCCCGCGAGCGCGGCGGUGUAUCAUCAGGACUGCCUGGAGAAGUACUUGAAGACGAUCAAGCUCGAGAAGUGCGCGCGCGCGAUCGCCGAGUCGCAAGACCGGGUUCAGAUGCCCGCGAGGGUGCAGCAAAGCCAGCGAGUACGACAGGCCGUGCCCGGGCAAGGUGCGCGUCGUCGUCGUCGACCGGCCCUCGGAAGAACCGACCGCAACCCAGAGAGAAGCGGACGGGGGCUUCUAUCGUUUUUCCUCCUCGCGUCGCCCGCCCGUUCGUUCGUCGUUCCGUUCCCUCGUCGUUUACCGAUCCGAAACCUUCCGCAGGUGUCUAAAUCGCACCCGAUACACGCGUGCAACGAGGAGACGAAAAAACGACGCAAGGAGAAGGCUGCCGCGGUGGCGGCGUCCCCGGAGGUGCCGAGAUACGGCCCGGCGGCGAAAGCGGCGCGCAAGGAGGCGGCGGAGAGAGAACGGAAAGCGAAAGAGGCGUCCGAGGCGAGCGCGCGCGCGGAGGAGCUGAAACGUCUCGCGAAAUUGAAACGAACCGAGACGAAAGAGACGAAAAAAGCAGCCGCGGCGCGGGCGGCGGCGGCGCAGCGAGAGGCGAUGGCCGCCGCCGCGGCGAACGCGAGACGCGAGCUCGGGUGCGUUCUAUACACUGGUCCCCAUACGGCCGCGUUCGCGUGGUGA
This is a messenger RNA of Micromonas pusilla CCMP1545, 828 nucleotides long. RefSeq lists its product as uncharacterized. The transcript has 2 exons. NCBI's taxonomy places the organism in Eukaryota, Viridiplantae, Chlorophyta, Mamiellophyceae, Mamiellales, Mamiellaceae. The record is from RefSeq and is a predicted model, not a curated record. The coding region runs from base 1 to 828 and encodes 275 amino acids.